GCAAGGGCAAGGCAAGGCAAGGCUCGGGCCGCUCUGACAUGAUGCACGGAUCAAGAAACCGGCGCUAAUCGCGUGAGGAGCCGCGCCCCCCUCCCUGGCGGCAGCUGCGUCUGUAUCUUCUCCAUCCACCUCCAGUGGCGGAUGCGCGGAGCAGCAGCCGCUGCACUCGAGCGCCGCUGCCGAGGCGGCGGCGGCGGAGGGGGAGGGGGAGGGGGAGCCAGACAGACUUUGCCCGUGCAACGGGCGGUAGAUGCUGGAGCCCGGCCGCCGCCAGCCGGGUAGGGAGGAGCAGCGCGCGCCGGCCCAGGAUGCUGCUGCUGCUGCAGCGUGGCAAGGUUAGCACCUCGCUGUCCUGAAUCCCGGAGCUGCCGCGUCGAGGCCGGCCCGGCCGAUCCUGCCUGCAGGGAGGGAGCCGCCGCAGCCCGAAGCUAUGCCUGUUCCAGACCAGCCCUCGUCUUCUGAUAAGACAAGUUCUCUUAGUCCUGUGCUGAAUGCAUCGAAUGGGGAUGGUUCGGAAACGGAAACGACUUCUGCCAUUCUAGCAUCUGUCAAGGAACAGGAACUGCAGUUUGAGAGACUGACUCGAGAACUUGAGGCUGAACGCCAGAUCGUUGCCAGCCAACUGGAGAGAUGUAAGCUCGGAUCAGAGACCGGAAGCAUGAGCAGCAUUAGUUCUACGGAAGAGCAGUUUCAUUGGCAAACACAAGAUGGUCAGAAGGACAUUGAAGAUGAGCUCACAACUGGUCUUGAGCUGGUGGAUUCCUGUAUUAGAUCACUGCAAGAAUCAGGAAUACUUGAUCCACAGGACUAUUCAGCUAGUGAAAGGCCCAGCCUCCUAUCCCAGAGUGCACUUCAGCUCAAUUCCAAACCUGAAGGGUCUUUCCAGUAUUCAGCCAGCUACCAUAGCAACCAGACCCUUGCCCUGGGUGAAACAGCGGCAUCACAGCUCCCUGCCCGCAGCAGUCAAGCCCGAGCUGCCAUUCAGAGCUACAGCCAGGGCACAACUAGUCGAGCAACCCAUUUAGCUGGAUCUGAACCCUCUCAAUCACAUGCUGCCUCUCAGUCAAGAGAGUCCUUUGUGCCAAGCCAUGGGAGCGCGUUCCAUUUGCCUGAUUCCCAGCAUUCUUCGACACUUUAUUACUCCAGCUCCACUCUGCCAGCCCAGAGAGUGAGCUCUCCACUGUCCAUGCAGCAGGUGGGCUCUCCAACCAAGCUCCAGCGGGUGGGAUCAGCAUCAGAGAGCGCUGGAUACAGCACCACACAGCGGGUUUCCUCUCCCAAGCAGUCUCCAAGCCGCCUAGCUAAGUCUUACAGCACCAGCUCGCCAAUCAAUAUCGUUGUGUCUUCAGCUGGACUUUCUCCGUCCCCAAUUCGUGUGACCUCUCCACCCACCAUACAGUCUAAUAUUUCCUCCUCUCCUAUACAUCAGCUAAGCUCCACCAUUGGCACUUAUGCUACUCUGUCUCCUACAAAACGGCUGGUCCAUACUUCAGAUCAGUACAGCAAGCAUUCCCAGGAACUGUAUGCCACUGCUACCCUACAGAGACCUGGCUCCCUAGCAGCUGGGUCUCGGGCAUCUUACAGCAGCCAGCACAGCCACCUUGGCUCCGAGUUAAGGGCGCUGCAGUCUCCAGAGCACCAUAUAGAUCCUAUUUACGAAGACAGAGUGUAUCAGAAGCCCCCUAUGAGGAGUCUCAGCCAGAGUCAGGGGGACCCUCUGCAACCAGCACAUACAGGCACAUAUCGCACUAGCACAGCCCCAUCUUCCCCUGGUGUCGACUCCGUACCCUUACAGCGCACAGGCAGUCAGCACGGCACUCAGAACGCAACAUCGACCUUCCAGAGGGCCAGCUAUGCUGCAUGCCCAGCCUCCAAUUACGCAGAUCCCUACCGACAGCUGCAGUAUUGUCCUUCUGUUGAAUCACCAUACAGCAAAUCUGGGCCAGCCAUCCCACCUGAGGGGACCUUGGCUAGGUCACCUUCCAUUGAUAGCAUUCAGAAAGAUCCCAGGGAGUUUGGAUGGAGGGAUCCUGAACUUCCAGAAGUUAUACAGAUGUUACAGCAUCAGUUCCCCUCGGUACAGUCCAAUGCUGCAGCCUACUUGCAGCAUCUCUGUUUUGGAGACAAUAAAAUAAAAGCAGAGAUAAGAAGACAAGGAGGAAUACAGUUACUGGUGGACCUACUGGACCAUCGAAUGACAGAAGUCCACCGUAGUGCCUGUGGUGCGUUGAGAAAUUUGGUGUAUGGGAAAGCCAACGAUGACAACAAAAUUGCCCUGAAAAACUGUGGUGGCAUCCCAGCAUUAGUACGGUUACUCCGCAAGACUACAGAUCUGGAAAUCAGAGAGCUGGUCACAGGAGUUCUCUGGAAUCUCUCCUCUUGCGAUGCACUGAAAAUGCCAAUCAUCCAGGAUGCCCUUGCAGUGUUGACCAAUGCAGUGAUCAUCCCUCACUCUGGAUGGGAAAACUCGCCACUUCAGGAUGAUCAUAAAAUACAGCUCCAUUCAUCACAGGUGCUGCGUAAUGCCACUGGGUGCCUAAGGAAUGUCAGCUCUGCUGGAGAGGAGGCCCGCAGGAGAAUGAGGGAGUGUGAUGGACUUACUGAUGCAUUGCUGUAUGUGAUUCAGUCUGCUCUGGGGAGCAGUGAAAUUGAUAGCAAGACCGUUGAAAACUGUGUGUGCAUUUUGAGGAACCUCUCAUACAGGCUCGCUGCAGAAACAUCUCAGGGACAGCAGAUGGGAACAGAUGAACUUGAUGGAUUACUGUGUGGUGAUGCCAAUGGCAAGGAUGCAGAGAGUUCUGGGUGUUGGGGCAAGAAGAAGAAGAAAAAGAAAUCCCAAGAUCAGUGGGACGGAGUAGGACCUCUCCCAGACUGUGCAGAACCACCAAAAGGAAUCCAGAUGCUGUGGCACCCUUCAAUAGUCAAACCCUACCUCACACUUCUCUCCGAGUGCUCAAAUCCAGACACACUGGAAGGUGCAGCAGGUGCAUUGCAGAACUUGGCUGCAGGGAGCUGGAAGUGGUCAGUGUAUAUCCGUGCUGCUGUCCGCAAAGAGAAAGGCCUGCCGAUCCUGGUGGAACUGCUUCGAAUAGACAACGACCGGGUGGUAUGUGCAGUUGCUACAGCUUUACGAAACAUGGCCUUAGAUGUCAGAAAUAAGGAGCUAAUAGGCAAGUAUGCUAUGCGGGACCUGGUCCAUCGACUUCCUGGUGGGAACAACAGCAACAGCUCAGCAAGCAAGGCCAUGUCCGAUGACACCGUUACUGCCAUUUGCUGCACUCUGCAUGAAGUCAUCACAAAAAACAUGGAGAACGCCAAGGCCUUACGGGAUGCAGGAGGCAUUGAGAAACUGGUUGGCAUUUCCAAGAGCAAAGGAGACAAGCACUCACCAAAAGUGGUGAAAGCAGCAUCUCAGGUCCUAAAUAGCAUGUGGCAGUACAGAGACCUGAGAAGUCUCUACAAGAAGCGGGCGGUCCCAGGCUUCAGAGUGGCUGAGGACAGAGGAUUUUCACCCACCCAUCAUUCUGGGUCAUGGCACGCUCAGCAUACUCUCUCCCAGAGCCAAGAAACCAGAAUCUAUUCCCAAACCCAGGAUGGAUGGUCACAGUAUCACUUCGUAGCCUCAUCUUCAACAAUAGAGAGGGAUCGGCAAAGACCAUACUCUUCAUCACGUACACCCUCCAUCUCUCCUGUGCGCAUGUCUCCUAACAAUCGCUCAGUAAGUGCCCCUGCCUCACCUCGGGAAAUGAUCAAUUUAAAAGAAAGGAAAACAGACUAUGAAUCAACUGGAACAAAUGCCACUUACCAUGGAAAUAAAGGAGAACACACUUCCAGGAAAGACACCAUGACAGGACCUGCAUGUGCACCUCUAGUGGGAAUCAGACUGACUACAUCAUCUGAAAGAACCAGGGCUCAAAACACUGGAAUCUCAACUUUAUACAGGAAUUCCUAUGGUGCACCUGCUGAAGAUAUCAAACACAACCAGGUCUCAACACAGCCAGUUCCACAGGAGCCCAAUAGAAAAGAUUAUGAACCAUAUCAGCCGUUUCAGAAUUCGACAAGAAACUAUGAUGAGUCCUUCUUUGAGGACCAAGUGCAUCAUCGCCCCCCUGCAAGUGAAUAUAACAUGCACCUGGGACUAAAGUCAACCGGCAACUACGUCGACUUCUAUUCAGCUGCUCGUCCCUACAGUGAACUUAACUAUGAAACAAGCCACUAUCCAGCCUCUCCAGAUUCCUGGGUUUGAGGCUUGGGCAAGAUACAGAAGCUCCAGGAACUGUGCAUGUGCAUGCAUACCACAAGACAUUUUUUUCCUGCAAAUUUAGUUUGUUAAAGCCUGUUCCAUAGGAAGGCCCUGAUAACCAGUAUGGAAAAUUUAAGAGAUUUUAGAAGGCUAAAAGAAAUGCAAGUUAAAUAUGGAAGUAAUUAGAAAAAAAUAUAUAUAUAUACAAAUAUAUAUUACAGUGUGGGACAACUUUACUGUUGGCCUAUAGAGUCUAAAAUAACAGUGCUGUGUACUGAAUGUGGCUGAAGGAAGGAGGGAGAAUAUGACAGUGGAUGUGGGUCAAGAGUUAAGCACAAGAAACUGAGCAGCUUAUGUACUUUAUGGGGAACAGCUUCUCACACUUUGUUUAAUAUCCUCGUUCAUUGUGAAUCUAGGCUUCAAGUUGCAUUUGGGGUUUCCUCUGUACAGCAAGAUGUUUCUUGCCUUUUGUUAAUGCAUUGUUGUAAAGUAUUUGAUGUACAUUACAGAUAAAAAAAACAAGUGCAUUGUGUAUAUUACACCAAUGCCACAGUGUUUCUUCAUCUAUGGUUCUAAAUAUUGCUUCAAUUUCAAAAUUUUGGAAGAUGUAUGAAUUUCCAGGGUUUUUCUUGUUUUCUUUUCCCCAGUGCGUUUUAACAAAAAACAAAAAAGGAAUAUUUAGCAGUAUUGUUCGUUCUGAUAUGUGAAUUUGUUUGUGGCAACUAAAAAAAAGGCAUUCAGCAGUUUCUGACAAUUAACAUUCAUCGUUCCACACUCCUUGUCAACAAAGUGCUUUUUCACUGCCUAAAAUUUUAGAUGUAGAUAUUUGAAAUAGAUUUUUUCAUUUAUACCAGUUUUCUUUAUGAUGAUACAGUGUUAAAAGAAAAUAAAUUACAAUUGAUCUGUCA
This is a messenger RNA of Alligator mississippiensis (American alligator), 5151 nucleotides long. RefSeq names its product catenin delta 2 (gene CTNND2). Gene Ontology annotation, biological process: dendritic spine morphogenesis; cell-cell junction assembly; cell-cell adhesion. Bases 431 to 4246 code for a protein of 1271 amino acids. Gene Ontology annotation, cellular component: nucleus; adherens junction; plasma membrane. Gene Ontology annotation, molecular function: cadherin binding. The transcript is spliced from 24 exons. Lineage: Eukaryota; Metazoa; Chordata; Crocodylia; Alligatoridae. The record is from RefSeq and is a predicted model, not a curated record.